CCACCACAAAUGCACACCAUGCAUACAGCCCUCUCUAGUAGGUGGUGCAGUGACAUUGUAAACGGCAAAAAAAAAAAUACAAAAAAAAAUGCAUCGGCGAUGCACGGUUGGAGUUGUAGAUGACGAAAUGCAUGCUGUUGGACAAGUGGGGAAAUUAUAUUUGUUCGUCUUAAAAGGGCUAUCAACGGUGCGAUUAGGAGACAAAAUAUUGCUCUGUUAGCCGUUAGUAGUUUUACGACGGGCAGCAGUCGGUUUGCGUCUUAUGUAACUAACGGCCUGAGCAGCGUCGGUAAGGAAAGAGGGAUCUGCUGAAUGAGAGAGAGGAAAAGAGCAGCACCGCUUUGAAUUCACAUGGCAAUUUACAUUUAGGUUAGGACACCCAAACGCUACACAAAUACAAAUUGGGGGGCUACCGGGGACGGCUACUGCUUUGAUUUGAGACUGAGUUUGAAGCCAACAGCAAGGGGACGUGGAGUGACUUAGUCGCCUCAAGUAGGUUUGUGGUUUUUUGUUGUUAAGGUGAUGGUGAACUGUGACAACCGUGACUGAGGACCUAAACCAGAAGCAAAAAAAGAAAAAAAGACUGGACAGCAAGAAAGGCAGCCUGCAUAAUACUUCUUAAACGGAUCUACAACACACUUGAUCAAACUCAAAGCUGUUAAGCAUAAGAGUAGCAACAGCCCUGGACCAAAGGUAGCUGAUGCUACGUGGAGUUUAAGACCUUCUUAAAUAAAAGUUUUUGCUCUGAUGUUCACGGACCUGUGUGGAGUUACGUGGACCUGAUAAAGAAAUGGAGGGAUAUUAGUUUGGGCCCGACACCUGGUUUCUGCUUCUCAUUAUCGUGUGGAGUACGGAGGGCCAGUAGCCGAACUGUUGGCUGCUGCUGGACGGACCGUUGCGGCACUGGGUCGAAUCGAGCCGCUUCAACAGAGCUGAUGCCAAGGCCAGGAGUCAGCCAUGAUGUUUUUAUAACCUGAUGAACAGCAGAGAGAUGGUGAGGAAGAAGAAUCCCCCUAUCCGGAGUGUGGGAGGUGAGGAGGAGGAGGAAGAAGAGGGGAGGAGGCCAGCAGGAGAAGAGGAAGAGGAGGGAGAGGAGGAGGGGAGAGUAGGAGCAGAAGCUGAACGAAUAAACCGACCCUCUGAACCAGAAUCCUCUGACCAGAUCAGAGGAGAUGAAGAGCAGGAAGAAGAGGAGGGAGAGAGCGAGUGCGUAUCCUCAUCUGUCUCUCCCUCAUCCGUUGGUGACCGCUACAGCAAUGAGGAGAGAGGGGGGAGGGCCAAACAAGGAGGAGCGGGGUUGACUGACAGACCCGAGAGCCAGUCGGAGCCUGAGGAUGGGGAGAAGGGGGUAGAAGAAGGAGAGAGGAGCGAAAGAGACAGAGGGGAGGCACAUCAUCUCGCUACUCCUCUCCUCUUUGCUCCCCACCUCCUCCCCAGACAGGAAGGAGGGGAGGAGUCGACAACUGACACCCCUCCACUUUCCUCCAGCCCCUCUCCUAAACUCCAGGACUUUAAGUGCAACGUGUGCGGUUACGGUUACUAUGGCAACGACCCUGCUGACCUGGUGAAGCACUUUAGGAAGUAUCACCUGGGCCUGCACAACCGCACACGGCAGGAUGCUGCCCUUGACACACACAUCCUGGCCCUCCACAACAUGGCUCCCCAACACACAUCUCUAGAUAUACAAGCAGGACAGGGGCAGAGGAACCAAGCCAAAGAGUUGGGGAAGACAAGACCAGAUAUACACAAUCAGCAGCACAGGACAGUUAUGAUGAAUGGCACAUAUGACGUACAGGUGAUGCUGGGUGGCACACUAAUUGGGAUUGGCCGGAAGACCUCUGAUUGCCAGGGGAAUACGAAGUACUUUCGCUGCAAGUUCUGCAACUUCACAUAUAUGGGCAGCAAUUCCUUAGAACUUGAACAACACUUCCUGUCCUCACAUCCAAAUAAAGUAAAAACUCCGCCAAGCACCCCCCUGCUGGCCACCAAUAACCUGGCAACUCAUGACAACCAGGUGAAGGAAAGGAGUCAAAUCUUAGACGGGGCGGAGCGAGUCGCAGUGAGAGCGGAAGAUGAUUCGUUGGUUGGGUACUCCAUCCCAGUCAGGGCGUGUUCAGAUUCAUCAAGCUGGACAGGGGAGCCAGGUCGAGGUGCUGUGCAGGCGUAUUAUUGGUGUAAAUAUUGUAGCUGGAGUUGUGAGUGGUCAGGGGGCUCGGCAAAGCUUUUAGAGCACUAUGAACAAACACAUAGAAUGAGCACGGGAGGUACUGUGAGCCCCAACAACUCUAAUCCUGGUGGGAUGGACAGAGAGAGGGAGAGAGGGGGGAGAAGAGAAGUAGGAGAAAGAGACCACAUGGCAUCCAAAAGCCGCAAAGAUCUAUCAUCCAACCCAUCCAGCACCAGCCAAGGAGACCCAAACAGCAGUGAUUCAGAAGCAGUCGUGACCAGUUAUAACUGUCAGUUGUGUGAUUUCCGGUACUCAAUGGCCCACAGUGCAGAUGUGAUCGUAGUAGCACCGUUACUACUGCACUACCAGCACAACCACUCCAUCCACCGAUGCUGCAUUCAGCACUGCAUGUAUUGUCCACAAGGACUCUGUCAGCCGCAUAAACACCUGGGGGAGGUGUCUCACCCCUUUGCUUGUCGAAAGCCCACCUGCUCUAAAUGCUGUUCCAAGUUUCCUCAGUCCACCAAACAGCAGGAAACCAUCAGUUCAAAACCUUCUACCGCCUCCUCACCCAGCAUGACCCCUCCUAAUCCUAGAGGUGACCCCGGUGGGAUUUCAUCAUCAACUUUUCACCCCUCUAACCCUGCCCAUCCUGUUGUCACACAAGGUGUCACCCACUUGUGUGACCAGUGUGCAUUUGCCACCACUGACAUCGAUGUGUUGCUCCAACACUACGAAAGCUGCCACACCCUGAUUAACCUAAAGGGGGCUCUUCCACAUGUCAAGGCUGAGGAAGAGGUUGGGGGAGAGAAAGAAGGGGGGAGAGGAGGAGCAGAAAGGGAGUACUCUUGUACAAAGUGUCACUUCAUCACGGAAGUGGAAGAAGAAAUUUUUAGACACUACAGGCGUGUCCACGCAUGUUGCCGUUGUCGACGCUGUGACUUCACAGCUCCUGAUUCGUCAGCCCUCCUCGACCAUUUUAACUCCGCCCACUGUCAUGAAUCCUCUCCCUCAUUAAGCUCAUUGACAACGACCUCCUUAGCCACCUCACUGAUGACCUCACUGACGCCUUCGUUAACACUCUCAGCCAAUGGCUGCUCAGCUCCCUCUACCUUAGCCAUUAAAGAAGAAAGUAAGGGGGAUCUUCGGCUCCUCUACUCCCUUGCACCGCCUGAGGGACGGUUGGCAGAAGGAGGCAGAGAAGCGGCAGGUGGGGUGGUAAAAAGUGAGGGAGGUGAGGAGAAAGAAAGAGAGCGGGAGAAAGGCUGGGUUCUUGGAGAGACAAGAGGACUAGGAGAAAGAGGAAGUGAGCAGGCCCAUGGUUUACUCUGGGUGCCCAAGGAGCGAAAGGGACCUGAAAGAGGAGUAGAACGAGGAACAGGAGGUGGGAGCCCCUCUCGUUUCUCCUCCCCCCUCUCAUUGUCAUUUGUUUCAGCCAAUCAUGAGGCCUCGCAGCAGAAAAGAGGCGUGGCUUCACCUAGCAUGGUUUACCUGGGAGACACAAAGUCGUUUUUGGGAGAUACCAAGCCGUUUUUGGGAGAUGCCAAGCUGUACGGAGGAGGACGGCCAGGAGGAGCCACUGCAGGUGGAGGUGGAGGGGAGAAACAGAUCCAGAUGCCCCCUCAGCAGUACACAGGAGGAGGAGGGAGUGGAGGUGGAGGAGGACAGGAGACGAAAGGAGGAGCUGCUAAAGAGGAGUCCCAGUCCCUGCUACGGCGGCGUAGAGGCAGUGGGGUCUUCUGUGCAAACUGUCUGACCACCAAGACAUCGUUGUGGAGGAAGAACGCUAAUGGAGGCUACGUUUGCAACGCAUGUGGUUUAUACCAAAAACUACAUUCGACACCCAGACCUCUAAACAUCAUAAAGCAGAACAACGGUGAACAAAUAAUACGACGCCGAACCCGAAAACGCCUCAACCCUGAUUCGCUGUCAUCUGAAACCCCCGCCCCCAAGCAACAACGCAUCACCAGCGAGGAGCGUAUGAACGGGGAGGAGUCGGACAGAAGCUGUGCAUCAAUCAAAAACCAGCAGCCUUCCCCUCGCUCACGCUCACCCCGAUCCACUCAAGCCUUCUUAGCCAAUCAAACAUUGGAGAUCCACCGACGCAUGCCUCCUCUGCUCCUCCCUUCACAUCCCCCCUCCUCAUUGGUAGCUGAGGGCAAUGGAGGUAUCGCUGAGGGAGGGAUAACAUCAAAAGUAGAGGGAGGUAAAGGAGGAGGGGGAUCAGAAAGAGGCAGUCCGAUUGAAAAGUAUAUGCGUCCAACCAAACCGUCUAGUUAUUCGCCUCCUGGUUCACCCAUUGAAAAGUAUCAGUAUCCCCUUUUCUCCUUACCCCUACCAUUAACCCUCUCACCUGAUUUGACCCCUGAGUCGGAUUGGCUCAGAUUCUGGACCAAGUAUAAGAUGGCAGCCGCCUCUGGGGUUCCUGGUAGCAUCAGUAAUCUAAGCAGCCCUGGAAGCCUUGGAAAUAAUGCUCAUUAUCUUGGUGCAAUGGUGACUCCAGUACAGCAUCAUCAGCAAAACUACACGGUGCCUUACUGCGCCUCUCCCUACUCUCCUCUCCCCCCUCCUCCAGCUCCUCCUCACUAUCCUCCUCCUCCUCUUCAUCCCCAAAUCUCCUCACCAUCAUUAGAAAAUGAUGCUCCUUUGGAUCUUGCAAUAAGACAAAGAGAUACAAGUGCUGCAAAUGCACACAUGACAACAAAUGGUGCAGAGAGGAAAAGGCAAGAGUCGCCACUAGCUGAGCGGUUGAGAGAGAACUGGAAAGGAGAGAAAGAGGAGGAGGAGAGGACAGAUGAAGGAGGGAACCAGAAGGAGGAGAUAGGAAAGGAAGAAAAGGAUCAUUUGACAAAAAGGCGGUCAAGUGUCCCAUUGAAUCGCACAAUGGUGGAAGUGGCCACGCAGGAUGAUCUGACCAACCGUUGCAUCCACUGUGGGAUCUACUUCCUAGACGAGGUCAUGUAUGCCCUGCACAUGAGUUGCCAUGGCGACCAGGGACCAUACCAAUGCAGUUUUUGCCUCCACAUGUGUGCGGAUCGCUAUGAUUUUACCACACACAUACAGAGGGGUUUACACAGGUACUCAGACAAAACGUCACAAAACAGGGGUCACGUGCAAGGCGGCAUAAUUCAGAACGCCACGGUGACGUCAGAACGCGAGUGUCAUAACGCGACGCCAGAGGAAAAAGAUGAAGGUGAUCAUGGUGAGAUCACAGAUGAAAGAAAUGAUGUCAUAAGAGUUUGUCAUGACAACCAAGAAAAAGAAAUUACAGGCGAUGAUGCCAGUGACAAUGAAACAGGAGUUGCAGAGGAGGUAAGCGGAGAGGAUCAUGACAUUUCAAACCAGGAAAUGGGAGAUAAGAUGGUGUCAUAUAGUAGUGAUGACAUCACAAAAACCACAGAGGUCACGACUGUUGCUGAAUCUAAAAACUUAGAUGAGAACACAGAGAGUAAUUAAUCUGAUGCCUUUGACUCACACAAACCUUUAAGAACGCAUUUUAUUGGAUGAAUAAGCUGUAUGCCUCCACGUUCCUGGAGGCUAGCUCAUGUCAAAAUGGGCCUAUCCUGGGCACUAAAUGGAACACAUCCUUAUGCUGGAAGCACUCGGCUGACAAAUGGUCAAAAGUCAUUGUAGGAUCCCGCUGAACCGCUGCAGGGACAGUUUGGAGAAAUAGCCUGAAUCCUGUGUUGAGUGACGGUCACUUGACAGCUCCGUGGCAAGUAUUCAACAACAGAGUCCUGGCAUGCAGCUGAAAUCACCUUAAAGAAACAGCCACUUCAUGUGCUUUCCAAAUAAGAGGAUUGGAAGCUCGACUGAAAGUUGGACUGGUCUCAUUUAGGAUGAGUUUGAGGAGCUCAGCACUUGCACAGCCACCGUACAGCAGAGCAAAAAAAAAAAAUGCUAGGAUCAAAACACUUUAACUGAGCUGGUCUGUUAUGCACCACACUAAACUGAACCCCGAGCUGGUCCAAACUAGUCUGAUGCAUCAUUCAAACUGUUUUAUCUUGGUACAACCAGAUCUGAUCUGGUUAGAACUACUUGGUUCUUUGAGCAUGUUUUUGACAGUUUUACCGCUGUGCAAAUGGAUCCAAAACCAAAACUUAUUUUGACUCUUUGAAAUUGGUCAGAGUUAAACCAGUUUGUGCUGGGCUGCAGUUCAGCUGGGAUUACCUUGGUACAAGUGCCCUGUUGUCUCUGAAACUAUCAAUGCAUAAUCACCACCGCUGCAGAGUGGCCCAAACUGGGAGACUGGUUGGAUUUGUUUUGACCGUGACUUUUUGAACUGCUUGAAAAACCGGAGUAAUUCCGGACCGAAGUGUUCUCUUCAUCCAUUUGGAUCGAACCAAGUGACAUUCUUUUCUACCUUCCUCCGUGCCAUGAUACUAGCUACGUGCCUGGCUGCCUGCCUAAUAGAACAACCAUCUAUUAAUCUGCUUAACAUUUAUAUUAAUAAUAAUAAUGGUAAUAAUAAUAAUGAUAAUGUUAUAGUACAAAACAUGCAAUUUGCUACACUUUCCUAUAUAAUAUGUCAUUUUGUAAAGGCAAAUAAUGCUUUUUUUUGCAGGAAAUGGUACUAUAAAAAUUAGUCUAUUUGAGUUUUUUCUUUUUGAGCUAUUUGUUGUUUGUGUUCUUAUGGAGACUUGUUACAUUGAUAACAGCCAUCUAACAGAAAUGGUACAGCAAGGGGGGGGUGGGGGGAUGGGGGGUGUAUGUGUGCAUUUGUGUAAUUGCGUUUAUGUGUGUAAGGAUCAAAGGAUGUGUCCGUCCCCUAAUGAUGAUGUAAAAUAAUGAAGGCUUGCGCUCGGUAUUUCAGUCCUCAGGGGUCACACGUGUCGCACACCAACCCACCUGUUUCAUAGCAUGUGACACAUCAUUUUAACAUGUUAAAUUGUCUAAUGGUUUUAGCAUGUUACAUAAUGUUCUCUUACUUAUAUAUGUUCUUAUCAUGUUCUUAAUGUGUUAAUAGGUCAAAAUGGUCUUAGUAUGUAACUUUUUUUUCUGUUUGUCUUUCACAUUUUAGGUUACAUGGUUUAAUAGAGAGACUUAGGGAGAUAAACCCUAAAUUUUAUCAUAAGGAUCAAUUAUUUGGAUUAACUGUAUAAACUUUUGCUCUGUAUUGAGUCUACAGAGCGUCUUGCCUACAGUGUUUUAUUCAGCCUAUCUCAUAUUUCUGAGAGUUUGGUAGGUUACCUCUAUGUAGCAUGUAAGCGUCUUAUAAAAUCUGCAAAAUAAGUUGCCUUUUCUAUGGAUGGGAACUGUUACAUGUUUGACCUAAAUAAUACUGAAAAAACACAAGAUGGCAUUGUAAAGUUCCAUUUUAAAAUUCAGUGAAGUAAAAUGAUCAUGUUGCUUUCAACUCAAACUAACUCCAUCCCACUUUUCUACCAUUUCAUUACCCACUUUUGGGUUCUCAAUCAGUCUUUCAAAUAGACCUGAAACCAUAAAUGAGUCUUUUUUAAAACCAAAUUUCACAGUUUAUCAUCAUUGCUUAUUUUCAUCAUAGAGAGAGUUGUGACAGUCAGGUUGAGUCCCCCUAUGCGUCAGAAUGGAGCAACACAGUGGCCAUCUUGUUUAUUUUUAUAAAGAGAGAAUCACUUCUCCAGCCUUGCUGCCUUAGUUGCUAGGGAAAAAAAUCGCCAAGGGACUCCUUUGAAAGAAAUAAUAAUAGGCCGAAAGAAAAUAAGGAAGGAAGAAAGAAUGAGAAAAAGAUAUUUUUCUAUGCUUAUCCAAAAGACGUGAAUGAAAAAUAAUCCGCCUAGUGCCUGGUAACUUGUACAGUUUUUCUAAUGGUAUGUUUGUCUGUGUCAAAACAUUAUGUAAGUUAUGAGUCAGGCAGAAGUUGAGCAAAAAGACUGCUAUAUUGAUUCCCAUGCAGCAAGUUAUCAGAGUCAUCCAUUAUGAUACUUGAUUUCAGCCUAGCUGUCUGAUUGGUCAGAUACCGGUUCACACUUGGCAUUUUCAGCCCAUGAGAAAGACCCACAUAUGCUUUUAAAAAAUUUAAUUGGUUUCUAUGCUAACUUUCCAUCACUAGUUAAGCAUCUUUCAUUUUUGCAUGUAUGUACACUAGAAAUGUUCAGACAUAUGCCUUGGUAACUUUUGUAUGAAAGACAUAAUACCAAGAAGAUUAUCUCUACUGUGUAUUUGGUUUAUUUGGAGAUGUAAGCUGAAUUAUGGCAUGCAGUCAUGUCACCAGAGUGCCCAUAUCAUGGUAAAGGUAAAGGCCAUUCUAAGGUGUUAUUAUUCUAAAGAGGAGUCAUUAAUCAUUAAUUAAUAUGUUUUAAUACAUUUUCUAGACGUAAAGUCAAGACAGUUUUGUCAGCACAAGGUCAAAUUUCAUUAUUUUUUUUAAACCAGCAGCGAGAGGAGAUUUCUUUCUUGCAGAAAUUUUAAGACACCAAGGCAAAUUCUCUACGUUGUUUAGAACGCUACAAAAUGAAAUAGCUGAACUUUUCACAAGACGGAUCGGUGUGUUGUUGUGUUCUGGUUGCAGGUUGAUACCUCAAAUAUUUAUGUUAAACCGUAAUGCAUUCUUUUACAUAGGAAGACCUUGUAUACUCUGUAUGUUGAGGCAAUAUAGAUUUUCCAAUCUUUUCAUAAAACUUUUUCAGUUUCUGCUGAAACGCUCAAGGUAUAUUUUAUUUGCGUCAUACCUUUACUCCUUAACAGCAAAAAAAAAACAACCCUGUCCUACCAGCAUUGCACACAGUACUGAAUCCGUUACAUUAAACACUAAGAAACCUUUCAAACUACUGGUGCAACAUAUUUACAUUGGACUUUGAAGUCAUUGCUGUUGACAGAAGACUUCUCACUGCUGCAGUAUAAAUGCAAAGAAAUCAGUACCUAUUUAGGAUGGCACAAAUUCACGUGUGCCACCCUUCUGUCUGACCUACAUCCCACUCUGGUGUCAAGUGCAGGGAUUUUGUCCUCUGACGAGUUGGCUUAACACCUUUAGCAUGUAUGGCUCCACUAUCCAUAUCACACCUGUCAAGUAAAGGCUUAUUAAGUGCAUUAGUUAAAUGGUUCAAAAGUACUUUUAUUCUGAAGUUUGCCCUUUAUUUGCCGAAUAGGUUUGAUCAUGCUGUAUAAGGACUGAUGAAGCCAAUUCAAAAAACAAAAUGUUUGUCUUUAUUUUAGGAAAUCUCAUGUGCUAAUAUGUAAAGUUUUUAGAAUUUAUGUUUUUCAAUUAUGGGCAUCUUUUAAGGGGCUGCGAGCAUAAUAAAAACUGUUUACAUUUGCAAAUGUAGCAACAAAAAAAGCAAAGGAAUGAAGCAGUGCUUUCUUAAAAGACAGAACAAAAGGAAGGAUUGAGGGAUACCUGCUGAGAUGGAUAGAUGGGCGCCUUUGAAGAAUAUAUGGGUGGAUGAAUAGAGGGAGAAUGGGAUCAAAUGACGCUUGUAGUGGGUGAUAAAAAGAGGUUUAGUUUAUGUAUCCAUUCAUCCCCUCUCUUCUGUUUUGUUUGUCUCUUUUAUUGACCUCUCUUCAACAUCACUGGUAUCGUUCUCAUCUGUUGUCUAAUUUGACAUAUACAUCUCUUUUCUUUUUAUCUCUCCACCUACUAUUACUUCUCUCUGCCACUCAUCUCUUCUGUAUUCCUCCACUUUCCUGCAUCCCUUCUUUUGAUAAAGCUAGUCUCAGUUGACACAUUGAGGGGAUUUAAAUGGGAGUUAGGUGAUUGUGUCAUACUGUGUUGCGCCCAAAAAGCUGAGGUCGGCUCAGUUACUCCAGAACUGACAGGAUCCUAUCUGCUUAUGUUGACUUUGUUUAAGUUGAAUUUCUCUCCUACUUGAAUGCGCCUUUGGUUUGUUGAGAGAAAUUGUUACCAACAGUAAAAUAUCAAAUACUUGCCAGAAGCAAGUGUGGUUUUUCUAAGAUUUAGGUUCAUUCAUUUGCCAACGGGACUCACAUCUGAUAAAAAUUCAACAUGAAGUUUAAUUUUUUAACAGAUGUAAAGUCCUUUCAUUCAGUCAUUUUCAUGGGAUUUCUAGGAAACAGUAGGAAAAAGAUUUGUUAAAAAUUUAGAUUAAAUAGUUCUGGCCUUUUUUGUUAAAUCUGGGUGUACAUCUCAUCUUGAUGAACCACAAGGAUUUCUCAGUGGGUUGGAGACAAAUUCUGAUGCCAAAAUAUUUAAAUUGUUUAGCUUUUGAAAGAAAAUCCUUUCCCUGUAUUUACUGAGAAAAAAACAACUUUGUUCAUGCACACUUUUCAUAUUGUAAGUGCUCUGCAGAACCCUUUCCUAUCACAAAAUAUCUUCUUUUGUGUAUUUGCCACCGUAACAUUGUCUCCCAUGAGAUGUAAGGAUACUGUAUAUCUAAAACAUAAAUAGAUAUUAAUGUUGAUAGGAAUUUUGGGAGAACAUUUUAGCUGUCAUUUAGAAAUGAGGUUCUGCAUACAUACAUCACAUGACCUUGUUUUACUUCAAUAAUGAGUGUAUGUUUAGGUUUGAUGGCAUUUAACAUCAGCGUUUACAUUGGGGGGGGGGCUUAACAAGUGUUUUCAUUUUUGUCUUUGUCAGAAUGUGUUAUAGAAAAUUAUGCUGUUGCUUGCACUCCAUUUAUGUUCUUAUUGCCAAGGAAGGGACAACACACACACGUACACACACAACGACACACAGUGGCAGUGGUACGGAUAGAGUGUACAUUUUGUGAUGUACAGUAUUAACCAUGGGAGACAAGGGAGCUAAAGGCCAGUUUAUUAUUGGUCAGACACACACAUGCAUGCAUACACACAUCAACUAUGUACAUUUAACCAAUAUAUUUUAGUAGAAUUUUGUCUCUAUUCAGUUGAAUGGCUUUUAUAGAAAACUUGGAUUUUUUUUUAGUUUUUUUUUUCUUUCUCAUGUUGUAUUUUAUUCUGCUAUCUUUCUGUAUGUUAUUGUUUUUAGGUUUUAUUUCAUGCAAAAAUGAUAUUUCAACAACAUAUUUUGACAGCCAAGAAAAAGUUUGUUACACAGCUAAACUUGAAGAAUAAUGUUGAUGAUGAUGACGAUGAUAAUAAUUAAUAAAAGUAAUACCAAACAUACUGAAAAUGGA
This is a messenger RNA of Siniperca chuatsi (mandarin fish), 11196 nucleotides long. It is a transcript of the gene trps1, whose product is annotated as trichorhinophalangeal syndrome I. NCBI's taxonomy places the organism in Eukaryota, Metazoa, Chordata, Actinopteri, Centrarchiformes, Sinipercidae. Gene Ontology annotation, biological process: regulation of transcription by RNA polymerase II. The record is from RefSeq and is a predicted model, not a curated record. The transcript is spliced from 11 exons. Gene Ontology annotation, molecular function: DNA-binding transcription factor activity; zinc ion binding; RNA polymerase II transcription regulatory region sequence-specific DNA binding. The coding region runs from base 977 to 5623 and encodes 1548 amino acids. Gene Ontology annotation, cellular component: nucleus.